Molecule: messenger RNA, 5779 nt
Organism: Ruditapes philippinarum (Manila clam)
Lineage: Eukaryota; Metazoa; Mollusca; Bivalvia; Venerida; Veneridae
Product: ADP-dependent glucokinase-like
Exons: 5
Coding region: 32-1474 (480 amino acids)
Biological process (GO): glucose metabolic process
Cellular component (GO): endoplasmic reticulum
Molecular function (GO): ADP-specific glucokinase activity
Source: RefSeq, a predicted model, not a curated record
GAAAGGGGAAGACACUCCCGGCUACGAAAAGAUGUGGACGAAAACCAUUGGUUUCGGGAUCACCUCAAUCAUUUUAGCCUAUAUUUAUGGCAAAUGGCACAAUUUACAGUUGCAGAGUUUGGAUGAAAAGGAACAAAAUAUAAUUGAAUCCUGGAAUGAUUUAAUCAUUGAGCCAAAACGAAAGUUUCGCCGAAUAAGUGUUGGUAUCAACUGUAACCUAGAUUUGAUCGUCUCUGGGACAGACUUGUUAACAGCUUUAGGUCAAAGUCCAGGAGAGUCUUUAGAUAGUGUUUCAUUGGAGGAUAUAGAUGAUCUACGUAACACAUUUACACAUUACUUUAAAAAAGGGGCUGCCGCAGAGAGAACUUUUACAGAUGAAAGGAAAUAUAAACAAAUAAUUGAGGUUGCAGAAAAGUUGCCAUCAAAACAGCACUAUAUUGGUGGUAAUGCAGCUCUAAUGGCAGCUAAAGUGGCGGAACUCUUCCCAAAUACAAAGAUACAACUGAUUGGACCUAUAGGCCCCUUAUUGAAAUCACUUCUCCCCAGAACUAUGUCAAUUCCUGAAAACAGUCACAUACCGUCAGAUGAAGUACAUCUUAUCAUGGAAUACGAACUGAAUGAGAACUGGGAAGGUUUAACGUCGCCAGUAGCAAACAGGUUUAUAACAAGUUACGAUGAGUCAAACUCUAAACUUACGUCACUGAAUAAAUUUUUCAGUGGUUUGACUCAUUUUGAUUCAGAUUUGAUCUUAUUGAGUGGUCUGCAUUUGUUAGAGACGCAAGGUUCGGCUUUAAUACGAGAGAAGAUUGCUGAGGUGAAAGAAGGUUUACAGAAAAUUCCAAAAAAUGUGCCUGUACAUUUAGAACUGGCCAGUAUGGCAAGUGAAGAAUUAGUUCAAGCCAUUUUAGAUCAGGUCCUUCCAGGAGUUACCUCUCUUGGUUUAAAUGAACAAGAAUUAUCUUUUUCUGCCCAUGUAGCAGAUGGUCCACAUUUUGAUGACUUUCACACACGGACUGGUCAACCAGAAAUACACAAAAUCAGUGAUAUGAUUCUAUGGAUCCUGAAAACAUAUGGUUAUUCUAAGGAGAACCCUUCCUCCAGACUGACAAGAGUUCAUUUCCAUUCUUUAACAUAUCAUAUAGUUGGUACCCUUCCUAGUGCGUGGCAUAAUACACAAUCAGCAGUUGCAGCUGGAACAAGAAUGGCAGGGAGACAAGCAUGUGAUGUUAACAAAUUAUCUCCCCCUGAUAUAGAGUUAAGAAUUCCAGGGACAUUUAAGUUAUUCUCAGGCCAAGAUGAUUAUACAUUUGAUGAAAAUAAUCCAGUAUUCUCAUGGGAGAGGGAAGGAUUUUAUUUUGUGUUUAGUCCUGUAUUAGUUUGUAUAUCACCAUUAAAAACUGUAGGAUUAGGAGAUGCAAUCUCAGCAACAGGUCUGAUGUACUCUGAUUUUGAUAUUUCAUAUAGAAACUCAUAGUCACUGGUUGUCAUAGAUUAAAUAUUUACUACCUGUUUAUAAUAUUAAUCCCUUGUUUUAGAUAAACAUGCCUUCAAAUUUACAUUAUAUUUCUAAUUGUUGUUAGAGUGAUAUUGCCCAAAAAGAACAAAAAAAACAAAAAAACUUUUUCCUACUUGUUUUAAAUAAUGGAUUUGCUAAGUUAUGAAUACAACAUUUUGCGUUAAGUAUUGAAUAAAUAAUGCAGAAAAUGUGCCAUAAACUGAAAUUAAUAAUGCAUAAUUUUAAGUAUAAAGUCUUAUAAGUAUAAAGUCCAGUAUGGAACUGUACAUCAGAUGUAUAGAUGUUUUGAGUAAUAACUUCAUUGAAAAAAAAUGACUAGAAGAUUCUCAGUAUUAUAAUUGUUGAUCAAUUUAACCCUUCACCUGUGGACUUUCUUAGAAUUUUUCCUACUUCCAUUCAAGUUUCAUGAAUGGUUGUUCACUAAUUGAAAAAUUACUAGUUGAAAGAUUAUUUUUGAUUACUUAUACAGAUUUUCAUUCUAGCAUAUAUUUCCACUCUUGUUGGAGUCAUCUUUUAUAAAGUUUUGGAAUAUAAAGAUAUAAAGAAGUUAGUUAGCCAACAGUAUAGAGUCCUGUAGAAGACUGCAGGAUGUACAAGCUGACCUGACUAUACUGGUGACAAAGGUUAGUUACUUCUUAUUGUAGCAGGGUAACAGUAAGCUGACCUGACUAUACUGGUGACAAAGGUUAGUUACUUCUUAUUGCAGCAGGGUAACAGUUAAAUCAAAUACAUAGGUAGAAGAAAUAUAACAACUAUUUCUAAGUAGCAUUUUAGUGGAGCUUCAAUUUACACCAUUGGGGUGUUUGUGGCCUUGUGGUUAAGGUCAUUAACUUCAAACCACAUGGCCCUCACAGCUGUGGGUUUGAAUUACACCAGGAACUUUGAAUUCUUUCAUGUGAGGAAGCUAUCCAGCUGGCUAACAGAACGUUGGUGGUUCUACUCAGGUGCCCAUUUAUGCCUGAAAUAAUGCACUGAGGUCUUUCUCCACGAGGAAAGCUGGAAAGUCGCCAUAUUAUCUUUACUGUGUUGUGAUGUAAACCCAACCUAAAAAAAUCAAACCAAUCACACCAUUGCUUUGAAAUUUGAUUAACACAGUUUCUAUAAAGUCCAGGAUUAUGUUUUACCUACAAACAGUGAGAAUGGUUAAGCAUGCUGUCCAACAGCAAGUUAAUUUUAGACAUUGGCAACCUGAUUGUUUAUUGUAUUAACCCUAACCCUCAGGAUAGGUGUGAUUACCUUUAUAAAAUAGUAUUGUAGGUAAGGUAUUAGCAAUUAGAUAUUUUUCAUGCUUAUCUUUACAGCUUAUAUUGACAGCUAUUUAUUUGAUUGUAUUUCAAUGUAUAUCAUCAUAGGAUUAGUGGGGUCAUAUCAUUACCAUACUAGGUUAAAGCUAAAGGGUGCUUUCAUUCUUGUUUACAACUGUGUUAAUGUUUUGAUUUAAUAUAAUUAUUGUUAGAACAGUGGUAAAAUAUUAGAAGUUAAGUGUACGUCUUUGACUUUGUAAAUACAUGAAGAGACACAUAUAGUCAGUAUCUGCCUGUAAAGUAGAAAGUUGUAUUAUGACAUAAGUUUUGUUAGAUAUUGCUUGUUUUUAGAAUGGACAAUAUUAUAAAUAAAAAUGCAAGAGGCACAUGCUUAGAUAUUUAAAGUCAACAUGUUAUAUGAGAAACAUACCCAACUUUCAGAUCCUUGAAUUGAUAUGUUGUUCAGGCAGAUUAUAACCCUGAAAAUUGAGCCGCACCAUGACAAAACCAACGUAAUGUGUUUGCGACCAGCAUGGAUCCAGACGAGCCUGCGCAUCCGCGCAGUCUGAUCAGAAUCCAUGCUGUUCGCUUACAAACCCUAUUACAAGUAGAGAAGACCGCCUCCGUGGCCGAGGGGUUAGAGUCGAUAACUUCUAAUCUACUUACCACUCUGGCGUGGGUUCGAUGCCAGGGAGAUGCUUUGGUAGUUUAGCACGGAGGAAGGUAGUCUAGUGCUUGUGUAACUCCAGGAACAAUGGUUAGGAAACUACCCGCCUAUAUGACUGAAAUACUGUUGGGAAAAGGCGUAAAAAAUUGAAACAAACAAAAACAAGUAGAGAAACUGAUAGCAAACAGCAUGGAUCCUGACCAGACUGCGCAAAUGCGCAGGCUGGUCUGGAUCCAUGCUGAUGGCAAACGCACUAUGUUGGUUUUGUCAUGACGCGGCUCAAAUGCUAUCAUUUUUAUUUCUCAGAAACUAUUUAUUCUUUUUAUCUUGUUACAUUUGCCAAAAGGUUACCCAUUGGCCAUAUAGAUUAACUAUAUUUUGCUUUUUUUGCUCUUUUAGCAAUUCAGUUGAAUUGGUAUAAUUUUACUUUGUUUACUUUUUGCAACUUUUACAACACAUAACUUCAUGAUCAGUGCUAAAAGUACCUUCUUACAUGCCCUAAAUUAAUAACUAAAGGUCAAAUAGCAUAUAAACAUUAAAUUUUAAAUUCUUACAUAUUUGAAGUAAAGCACUUAAAUUUAGGACAUUUUUUCACAAUAUAAAUAAUUACAUUCAUUUGAAAAUCGGGUGAGGGAAUGAUCUGAAAAGUUAUUGGUCUAGUACACAAAUUUCUAGCCAUGUCAAAAAAGUUCAGUGGAGUCCCUUUAAUACGAAAUUAAACAUGUUUGACCUUCCUAAAGAGUUUGAAAAAAAUAUUGAUUUAUGAGGCAUAGUGUGCUUGUGUUUAUUCUAGAAUUUUCUGAUUUUGAUGUUUACAUUUGUAUGUUAAUGUUUCUUAUGCACUAGUAGAAAUGUUUCUUGAAAAUUAUUACCAGUUUAUGAUUCCCUUUUGAAUUUGAUAUCGUAUUUUAUUCAUCCUGUGAGAAUUUUCUGUAAUCCUUCAAUUUCAGUCACUCCUCCCUGCUUUAUUGUGAUUUAUUUUAUCAUUGCUUCAGUUUAAUUCUCCUUCAUAUACUAUUCUCAGAGUACCAAUCUUUGUUAUAUAUGUAUUUUUUUACACUGCAUUACAAUUAUUCUGACCAUAUACUAAAUAUUACAUAAGAGUGGCGGUGUGGCUGAGUGGUUUACGCGUCAGAGAAGUAUUCUAAGGAAUGCUGACCGCGUGGGUUCAAACCCUGUCAGGGGCAAGCCGUUGUUUCCUUGAGCAAGGAACUUUACAUUCAUUGCUUAGUACUGGUUGGUUCCAGGAACGGAUUCGAGAGUGUUUCAAUAAGCUUAUACCUUCCAAAUAAAUUUGUAUAAACUAAACUAAAUAUUACAUAUGCAUUUACCCCCCCCCCUUUUCCCCACCCACUUCUUAUUUACAUAUCUUCCCUCCCAAUGCUGUUUCCUCUAUUCUUGCAUUAUUAAAAUAUUCCUCACCCUAAGUUACAUUUAUUUUCCUUCAUUUACAUAUGUUUCUCUCACACUUGCAUAACAUUUCUUCCUACCCAACAUUUUAUUGGCCCUUUUACUGCAUUAUAUAUUCCCCCACAUUCCAUUUCAUUUCUUCCAACCCCACCUUUUGUUGACCCCUUUACUGCAUAAUACCCACCCCUUCACAUUUUCUUCAAUUCAUACCGUCAUUAUACAUGUCUGUCAACCCCAUGAUUUUAUUUUUCACAUCAUCUUUUAUUUUGUAUGUUAGUUAUGUAUAUAACAGGAAAUAUACGCAGGGACCAUUUUUUGUUAUGGUGUCAGGAUUUAUUUCACUUUAUUUAUUUAUACAUGUAUACCAUACUUAACUUACAACACUUUUUGUUAUAUCAUAAAUCUAUCUUUGAAGUAUUAUUGCUUGGCAGUUUUACUUGUUAAAACAUUAAGCUACUGAUUUGUCAAGGUUUAUAAUUAAGUUCUAUGUGUUAAAAAGAUAAAAAGAUUGCUGUAUUUGUUUGUUUCUUUUGAUGGCUCUGGCCCUCUCUAUAUUUGUUGUUUUUAAUACAUAUUCAGAUGGGCAUGAUAACUUAUAUUAAAGUAAGAUUUAGGAAUACAUUCACAUUACAUACAUUGUAUAAAAUGACUAUAUAGAAAAAUGUUAGUCAGUAAUUACAUGUAUCUGACAAUCAUUGUUUGAUAAGUAUCUUGUUACUGUAGCAACAAUUUAGCUUCUUUUUUUGCAAAUUAUAUGAUAGCUUAAAGGGACUCCACUGAGGAUUUUUGACAUGACUGGACUGAUAAUAUUUUUUACAGAUUAAUGUUCCAUUUGAUGUAGGUCUAGACCAAUAAAGUGUGUGCAGAAUUUCAAAUCAUUCACCAGUUCCGUUUAUCGUAAAUAAAUAAUUCUAAUUGUGAAAAAUGACUCGAACUUUAAAG